AUGGAAAAUAAUAAUGAGACAGAACAACGAGCUGAUGCUACGAGUUCUGAUAACAAACAAACUGAGAUUUCAAAUUCUUUUCCAGUAUUCAAAGCUCCAUUACCAGUAAAUUUAAAAGAACGACAACUAAAGCAGCAGCAGCAACAACAGCAGCAUCUACCAAUUCCUCCACCGGUUCCGUAUGAAAAACCAGAAUGGAGUGAUUUACCAAAAAUCAACUGUUCUUUUGAAAUAAUUAAGAAUGGUAUUAGUUUAGAAUUUAUAGACUUUCCGUCAAAAGAAUUUCUUGUACUCGGGCGCUUGCCAAUUUGUGAUAUUGCAAUGGAGCAUCCGUCUAUUUCUAGAUAUCAUGCUAUUAUUCAGUUUAAUAGUAAAGGCGAGAUUUUCUUAUAUGAUUUGGAUAGUGCACAUGGAACUAUAAUAAACAAACAGAGAGUACCAUCUCGACAUUUUACAAAACUUCGUGUUGGUGAUCAGUUGAAGUUUGGAGAAAGCACUCGGACAUAUGUUUUAUUAGGACCCGAAGAACCACAACCGGAACCUAUACAAAUUUCUAAGCCUAUAUUAAAAUCUGUAGGAGAAAAUAGCAGUGUUACUUGGGGUUUUGCAGAGGAUGCAGAAGACGAAAAUGAGAUGAAUGUAGCAGCCACUAAAGAAUUAUGGAAACGCGACGAAAAUGCCUAUUAUUACAAAGAUCCAAAAAAGGCUUUAAGAAAUUGGCUUGAGAAUCGUGGUUAUGAUAUGGAAUUCGAAAUUGAGCAAGAAGGACCAGGACACUCACGUACCUUUACUGCCAGAAUCCGGUUACCAGAUGUUGAAGAUGCAUAUGGCCCUGUUUAUGGUUUGGGAAGUGGUUCAAAGAGAAAGGAUGCUGAAAGACAAGCAGCCAUAGAUUCUUGUGAGAAACUUGAUAUGCUUGGCCUUUUGCGAGCAAGCCAUGAUGAAGCUUCUGCCAGGAAGAAAAGAAUGCGCGAAUUGUUAGGCGAUGAUGACAAUGAUGAUGAUUAUGAUAGUUUUUAUGAUCGAACAGGACAAGCUGAACGUGCAAAGUUACGUAAAAUACAACCACAAAAAAUAGAAACAUAUGAAUCAUUGACAAGGCAACGAGAGGAACUUACAAUUAAAAUCAAAGAAAUUCAAAGCAAAAUAUCUAAUGCUAAAGAAUUUGAAAAGUCAUCCCCCAUAAUUACAGCUGAAGAUGAUUUAGAUUCUUACAUGAAUACAAUAAAUAAAGAUUUAAAUAACGAAUCAGUAACAAACUUGGAAGCUACACUACGGGACUUAUUAAAACAAGAUUUAAGGCUCGCUAAACUCAUCGAAAUUACGAAACCUCUUGAUAUCAUGCAAAGUAUUUCGAUGACGCCAUCCCCUUCAAAAUCAAAUAUUGCAAACAGUAAUGCGACUAUUGUUGAGCCAAAAAUUAAAGUGAAUGUGGAAAAAACACAACAGGACACACCAAUUUCAUCAUCAAAUGAAUUUAAAAUUCCGGUGUCAAUUAAUGUUGAACAUAUUGAUGAUGAUGAUCAAUCUCUAAUUGUACUACCAUCGAAGAAGUCCUUAAACAAUGAAAUCUCACAAAAAAGAGAAAAUUUUCCAGAUAAGGAAGAAAUUAAUGAUGAAAAGGAAAAGAGGAUUAAAACUAUGAUACCGAUGACACCUCAAGAAUAUGAAAGAAAACAAAGAAAAGCCGAAGAAUUAAAUGAACUUGAAAUUGAAGAGGCCAUGGCUUGGGAACCACCUAAGGAUCAAACAGGUGAUGGCAGGACAGCUUUGAAUGAUAAGUAUGGAUACUAA
Messenger RNA from Rhizophagus irregularis DAOM 181602=DAOM 197198, 1794 nucleotides. RefSeq lists its product as uncharacterized. NCBI's taxonomy places the organism in Eukaryota, Fungi, Glomeromycota, Glomeromycetes, Glomerales, Glomeraceae. The record is from RefSeq and is a predicted model, not a curated record. Gene Ontology annotation, molecular function: mRNA binding; protein binding.